This is a messenger RNA of Panicum hallii, 860 nucleotides long. RefSeq lists its product as uncharacterized. The record is from RefSeq and is a predicted model, not a curated record. The transcript is spliced from 3 exons. Lineage: Eukaryota; Viridiplantae; Streptophyta; Magnoliopsida; Poales; Poaceae. Bases 38 to 844 code for a protein of 268 amino acids.
AAAUGGCUCAGAUUCUAUAUGUGCUGAUGAAGUAACCAUGAAUGGAGAUAUACAAGGUAUCAGUAUAUCGCCAUCUCAGUCACAAGUUGAACUCCCUGGGGCCUAUGUUACUACAGACAAGGUCAAUCAUUCAGAGUACUCGAGAUCCUCCUCAUCUAUUCCUGCUGACAAUUUGAUAGAACUUGCAGCAGGUCAAGAAAGAUCUUCUGAUCCUAAAGAUGAAAAUCCAUCUAAUUUUCAGGAGACAUCACCAUCUGAAAGUCUUUCAAACAAUCUGAUGUGUGCUUCACAUACCAGAAAGAAGGAUUCUGUAACAUUUUCUGUGAAAGGAUUUCCUGAUCCUUCACUGGAAGACGUUGAUAGUUUUGAUAAGAUUUCUGGUGAUGAACAGGCCAAUAAGUCACCAAAGGAAAAUGCCCUCGGUUGUGAGCAGAUAGUCAGAACUCGAGCUGAGGUUAACUCUAUUGAAAGCCAGAAUUUCACUGAAACUUCAAAUUGUAAUUGCACUGAAGCUUUUGAAAGCGUUAAUGAAGGGUUUGUCGAGCAAGAACAUCAAGGACCAGAAUUGGUGCUGAGUCAGGUGGGGACGACCUUCUUCAUAGAUGAGGGAGAGGAAACUGAGAAGUAUCUUGGUAGUUCCAGCACCGCUUGUGCUUUGGAGACUCUCCAAGUAGUGCCUCUAAGUGCUGGAAGUGAAGAAGGUUUCCCUGAGGCAAGCAAAGUGCAUGAGUGGUGUUGCACAGAUAAGGAACCAAAAGACACUAAAGUUAACGAUAUGGAAGAGGACGUUCAAGACUUACACAAGGACCAUGAGGUGCUAAUGGUGACUAAGCAAAGCUUUUAGAGAAGCGUGAACCCUC